AGAGUUGCAGAGUUAAAAGGCACAAAGCAGGCAGUAACUGCUUCAGCUGCUAGCACAUCAUCUCUUCCUGUCAAGAGAAAAACUGUUGACACAGAAGAUGUGGAGUUGAAAAGAGUAAAAGGUACAGAGGAGAAGCCGCAUACGUCUACAUCUGGGCUCCCAGCAGAUUUUUUUGAUGCAACGGAGCAACAUAGUUCAAAGGAACAGCUUCUAAAGCGUCCAGGUCCCAGUUUAUUGUCAGGAAAUUACGAUGAUGAUGAUGAAGAGGAUGAACAAGAUCAAUCAAACAAAUCUUCUGUUGCACAUAAAACUGAAGUUCCACCUCCAGCACAAGAAGUAAUAGCUAAUUCUUUGCCUGCAGACUUCUUUGACAGCAAAACUACAGCUGCCUCUGUAGUUUCCCAUUCAGGAUCCAUACAGAAAGCAGAGAUACAAGAAAAGAUAGUGGAAAGGAAAGAAAACACUGCUGAAGCUUUGCCAGAAGGCUUCUUUGAUGAUCCUGAAGUGGAUGCAAAAGUGCGAAAAGUCGAUGCUCCAAAGGAUCAGAUGGACAAAGAAUGGGAUGAAUUUCAAAAGGCAAUGCGACAGGUCAACACGAUUUCAGAAGCAAUAGUGGCAGAAGAGGAUGAGGAGGGACGACUAGAUCGUCAGAUUGGAGAAAUUGAUGAGCAGAUUGAGUGCUAUCGCCGUGUCGAGCUGUUGCGGAACCGCCAGGAUCUGAUGAAGGAGAAGUUAAAGGAAGCCAUGAGAUUAAGAGCGAUGCAGGAGAAAGAUGAUGAGGCUGUUGGCAGUGAAGACGAAGAGGAAUUGCAGGAUUUGCUGUCCCAAGACUGGCGGGUGAAAGGGGCUCUGUUGUAGCAUUUCUGCCAUGUGGUUGAUAGUCUCUUUAUCUGUGAUGUUACUUCCGUUGUCAGAAGUGAGACGCGUUUGUUAAAUAUUUAUUUAAAGAGGAUUGUGAGAUAGUAAAGAACCAAAUGUAUUAAAAAGAGCCAUCUUUGUAGAUCUACAAUGGUGUACUACUUGCUGUAAAAAAUGUAUAUUGCAAAAGUUUUACAAUAUCAAAUGUACCUUUCUUAUUAAAAUUAUUGGUUUCCUAC
This is a messenger RNA of Merops nubicus (carmine bee-eater), 1097 nucleotides long. RefSeq names its product zinc finger protein 830 (gene ZNF830). Gene Ontology annotation, cellular component: spliceosomal complex; nucleus. NCBI's taxonomy places the organism in Eukaryota, Metazoa, Chordata, Aves, Coraciiformes, Meropidae. The annotation marks the transcript as partial. Gene Ontology annotation, biological process: mitotic DNA damage checkpoint signaling; mitotic DNA replication checkpoint signaling; nuclear DNA replication. The transcript is spliced from 8 exons. Gene Ontology annotation, molecular function: zinc ion binding; nucleic acid binding. The record is from RefSeq and is a predicted model, not a curated record.